Messenger RNA from Naegleria gruberi, 4716 nucleotides. RefSeq lists its product as uncharacterized. The record is from RefSeq and is a predicted model, not a curated record. Bases 1 to 4716 code for a protein of 1571 amino acids. The transcript is spliced from 2 exons. Gene Ontology annotation, cellular component: myosin complex. NCBI's taxonomy places the organism in Eukaryota, Heterolobosea, Eutetramitea, Acrasida, Naegleriidae. Gene Ontology annotation, molecular function: cytoskeletal motor activity.
AUGUCUUCUGAGGGAUCAUCACUACUUGAAGGCUAUUUCCACAAACAAGGACAAGGUGCUACCGGAGCCUCAUAUAAAAGAAGAUGGUUUAAAGUGUAUUCUGAUCGGAUAGAAUACAUGGUUGGUCCUAAAGAUAAAAAGAUUAAGGGUGAUGUAAAAACAUUAGAUAUGAUUAGACUUGAAGAUGGUUUUCAUGGUCCAAAUCAAUUUAAAAAUUAUGGAUUAUCUCUUGUUACUGAAAGUAGAACAUAUAAAAUUUGUUUUGAGGAUGUUGUUACUAGACAAAGGUUUAAGGAAGUUGUUACAAAAUUAAUUCCUUCUACCGUCAUACAUCAUGAAGAAAAACAAGAUGACGAUAUUGAUGAUGAUGAAGAUAUGCCUACUUUUGAUGAUAGUUCGGAAGAAGGUUUUGAUGAUUUGGAAAUAGAUAAUUUUGAUAAGGAUAAUGAAGAACACGAAGGUAAAGAAGAUGAAGGAUUAAUGGACGAUGGUGAUGAAGAAUUGGAAGUUAAAUCCCAUAUAGAUAUAAAAACAGAUGAUAGCAGGAUGAUCAAAAACCCUCUAAUUCCUGAUUACUUGGUAAGAGAAACUCCUUUUGGGUCUGUAAAUAGUGAUGAUAGCAAUAAUUUCUCGAGUGGUGAUGAAAGUUUUAUGCCAUCUACAAAAGAUGAUAAGAAGCAUCUCAACCAAACUCCUCCGUCACAAGAAUUAAAAAUUAAGGAAGAUUGGAGCGAUUAUAGCGAUUAUAGUGAUGAUGAGACUCUUCAAACUUCAAGACAAGAAGAACCAACAAACUCUACUGAGGAGGAAGUAAUUAUUAGUUCCCAAAUUGAAAUCCAAUCGAAACUUCUUUUCCCUGAAAAGGAUGUUGACGAAUUACUGGAAGACGAAGAAAAAACAAGAAGAGAAACAAAAAGUUCAGAUCACAAACAGGUGUCCUUGUUAAGUGAAGAUAAUCUUAAUAUAGGAUCUUACAAGCAUUUCAUUGAAAGAAUGACAGAACAUGGAGAAUCUGAAAUCUUAUGGAGUGGUUCUGUAAGAAAGGUGGUAAGAGGAAAGGUAAACAAGUUUGACGAAAGAAGUUUGGUUGUCACGAAAUCAGCACUUUAUCUUUUAACUGCAAAAUCAAAAGGACUUGAAUUCAAAGCCCGAGUUACAUUCAGGGAUAUUUCUUCUCUUCUUAUUAAUGCAUACGAAACAGAAGAGAAAGACUUCUUAUCAAUUUUGAUCACAAACCCUGCAAUCAACAAUGGACAUGAUAUGUUACUUGCAUUCAACGAUAAUAGAGAAAAGUUUCUUGCUCAUAUCAAGAAUGCGUUUGAGCAAAAAAUGCUUAAGGAAUUAAUUGUCCAUCUUGUUGAUGACGUGACAUUAUAUACAAGAACAAAUAGAGCUGAGAGAAAGCCAAUACCUCAACCUAUUUCCAAGGAAGAUAUCGUAACUUCAACAGAUCACGAUUAUGCAAACUUUAUUGUAUCAGCAGAUUGGAGAUAUCUUCUCAAACAAUACGGAGACAGACAUAUCUAUUUUAGCGAGGAAAUGUUAGUUAAUAACACAAAACAUGCUAUUUUGAUAACAAACUUGGCAUUAAUCAAAACAACAGACGCUAAAGUAAAAAGAAGAAUAGAACUUGUUGAUAUAUCAGAGAUUUGGAUUGACAAUGCUGCCAAAGAAAACCUUCUAAUCAAAGUACCUUCGGAGUAUGACAUAUUUAUUUCAACAGCAAAGAGAAAUGAAGCUGUUUCAUCUUUACAAGAAGCUUUGGAAAAGUUAAAGGUAGACUUUAAACUUAUUCAAUCAGUAAACAUUAAGGAAAAAGGUCAAUUAAAGAAAACUGGAGAUUACAGACAAAAAAUGAAAAAGAUGAAGGAUCCAAAGAGAAUUAAAGAUCUAAUGACACACGCAAUUAAAUCAAAGGAUGUUAGUGAGCUUGAAAAAGCAAUUUGUAGCGCAAGAAUAUAUGGAUUAACAAACGAUAAGCUGUAUAUCUUGUGCCUUCAACAAAUACAAAAGAUCAAGACAUCAUCGAUGGUACAAGAGGAGAUGGAAGAUGCCUAUAAAAAUUGUCAUCUUAAGAAAAUGAGAGAGCUUUUAAAGAAGGCUGAAUCAUUACGUCCACAUCUCACCCAAUUGAUUCAUGUGAUGACUCCUAAGUAUACUGAACUUGUUAACACUAGGUUAUUCAAAAAGAAAAUGGAAGAAGCUAUCAGUAAGAAGGACUUUAGAAUGAUGAAGGAUAUAUUUUCCAAAGCUCUUAGAGCUGGCUUGGCAGGUGAUGUUGAAAAAUACAAGCGAGAUUAUGAUGCAGAUGUACAAAAGGAAUAUUUGAGAGAUCUGGUUUCUCAACAUUUAGCUAAUAGGGAUGGAGACGCUCUUCGUCUUAUUCUUAUUGAUGCUAAAAGUCUAGGCGUGGAAAAUGAGAAAAUUUUCCAAGAAGCUAAAAAUUCAGUUUUGUUAUUCAAAGAAGAAACUAAAAUCAAAAGAAGAUUAAAUAAGGGUGUUGACGACGCUAACGACAUAGGGAAUAUUGAAAAGUUGAGGGAAUUGAUUAAGGAUGCAAAGGCCUUUGUUUCUACCAAUCCUUCUAUUUCACUCUCGAAUACUAUUGAUUUUUGUAAUAAGGAAUGUGAUAGAAUCCAACAACGAUUUUCUAUUAUUGAAAAGAUAGAUGAAGCCAUCAUGAAAAGAGACAAAUCAGCAAUUGAUGAAAUUAUUGAGAGCAACAAACUUGAUGAUAGGUUGGAUUUAACAAAAGCAUAUGAAUGUCUAGAUCACAUCAAUACUGAUAGAGAACAAGAACAAUUGGCAGCUAUUUACAAGCUGGAAGAAACUCUUGAUUCUCUGAUUGUACUAUAUGACCAUGAAACAACACCUGAUAAUGAAAUCAAGUUGAUGCAAAUUAUUGUUGAAGCAGAAAUGUUUGUUGAAUUGGGAGACUUGGUAGAUUCUGCUAAAAAUCUCAUUCAAAAGAAGAGAAUGGAAGCAAAGAGAAAGGAAAGAAAAAUUCUCUCAAUCAAAUAUAGACUUGCUCAAGGUAUUAAGGAAAGAGAUAUAGAUGAUCUUGAGACUGUUCUUGAAGAAGGACCAUUUUAUCCUGAAUUGGCAACAGAGGUUCAAAUUGCUAAAGAAAUGUUAAGUGAAUUAUAUCUUCAUACACACGUUAAGGAAAAUAUCGUGGUGGUACCAGCUUUAACAGAAAAGGUUGAAAAGAAGGAAAAUACCUCAACUGGAAAAUUCGAAGCCUUCCUAAAGAGUGCUCAUAUGUCCUUAGGAAGUGUUGAAAAGAGUGUUGAAGUCAAAUUAGAUUUUGAAGAAUUGUUAGAAAAGAAGGAUAUUGUUGCUCUGGCUAAAUUUAUCAAUAAGAAUAAGCAGUUACUUACAAAAGAAGAAGCACAAAGAGCAACAGAAGUUAUGGAAGAGUUAUCAUUGCCAAGUGCAACACCUGCAACUGCCACUGAAUCAUCAAAAGAGGAACUUCAAAAGAAGACAAAACCAUUUUCAUUCAACACAAUGGUUUCAUCUCUCCAUAGUAAUAUUAUGAACUUGCUUAGUACUUGUGAUGCAGACUCUAUUGAUCCAACAUCAGGAAGAUAUGUUGUUCACUUAUUCCCUCUUGGUGAUAUCAUUGUUAAGAAUAUUACAUCAAUUUUAUAUAAUGGAACAAGAAAAAUUUAUUGGAUUAAAGAAAGAACACCAUAUGACAUUUUUAAAAAUCUUCAGGUUAGUGCUGUACAAGAUGUAAUUAGAGAAUUUGAAGCCUUGGAUCAAGUUCAACAUUUACCAAGUGAUAACUUUGGAAAGACUGCUUCUCUUCUUCUGGUUCAAUAUUUACUUGAUUGUGACUUCUUUGUUUAUGCAAUCAAUCAAUUGGCAAUUGAUGAAAUGUACUUGCAAGAAUGUUACGAUAAGACUGCUAUUUUAUUUAACAAACAACUCAAAGAUGAAAUUUUGGGUGUAUUCUCAUUGCUCAAUCAAUUUGAUUUCCGUUUUGGAUUUACCAAGGAAGUUGACGCAAAGGAUGUUGCUUCUGCUAAUAUAGAUCCACUUGCAUCAACACAAUCUGGCGUAUCAAUCACGCAAACAGCUCAACCAAGUUUAAGUUUACAAUUAACUUCAAGUACUUUGGACAUGAUUUCACUUUCACCUUUACUUCAAUUGAAACAGUCAAUCAAAUCAAUUGUUCAGUUCUUCUAUAUGAAGAAGAAUGAUGAAAAGAUGGAUUUAUAUGAUAUUGGUGAUGAUUCAAAGAGUAGAGAAAUUGAUGUUCUUAUAAGAAAGAAGCUUUGUUAUUCAUUGAUGGAUAUUUUCUUGAAAGGAUUUAAGAGUUUCUCAAUAUUCAAGACCUACCAUGUUUGGAAUGUGAUUGAAGAAGCUGCAAGACUGAAAAAGUCAUCUGCUGUUGAUAUUGGUGGUAUUGGUAUUCCAUCGGCUGUUGAAACUGUUAACAAGAUUGUUGAAGAGAGAUUAUCUUUAAACACCAAACAAUUAUCAAACAUUGAAGAUCUCAAGUUUAGAAUCUUUGUUUGUUACUCAUUGAAUGAUAAUCAAUUAUCAUACUUUAUUCAAUCUAUUUUGAGAGAAAGUGAUUUAAUUAAUAAUUAUUAUGAAGCUGAUUCAUUGAUAAGAAAUUCCAACAUUAGAGAAAAGGUGAUUGGUUUCUUAUCCAAGUUGGACAGACUUCCAUUUAACCUUUCUUUAACAUCUGAAUUGUUGUAA